GCCCACAGCAGGUGCGGUGUUCGUCCUGGGUCGACCGGCCGCUCGCGCUGCCCUGAAACUCUAGUCGCCAGAGAGGCGGCAUGGGUUUCCGGAAGUUCUCCCCUUUCCUGGCUCUCAGUAUCUUGGUCCUGUACCAGGCGGGCAGCCUCCAGGCGGCGCCAUUCAGGUCUGCCCUGGAGAGCAGCCCAGACCCGGCCACACUCAGUAAAGAGGACGCGCACCUCCUGCUGGCUGCACUGGUGCAGGACUAUGUGCAGAUGAAGGCCAGUGAGCUGAAGCAGGAGCAGGAGACACAGGGCUCCAGCUCCGCUGCCCAGAAGAGAGCCUGCAGCACUGCCACCUGUGUGACUCAUCGGCUGGCAGGCUUGCUGAGCAGAUCAGGGGGCAUGGUGAAAAGCAACUUCGUGCCCACCAAUGUGGGUUCCAAAGCCUUUGGCAGGCGCCGCAGGGACCUUCAAGCCUGAGCAGAUGAAUGACUCCAGAAAGAAGGUUAUCAUGAAACUGAACUCACCAUUUCUAUUAAUUUCUGUUGGUAACAACUUGGUGAGAAUGCCCCAUGGAAGAUUUACAUGUUUGCAUCCUAAGAUACUGAAAAAAAGGCACCUUUGUCACUUGAAAGGAAUGAAACUGAAUGCAAAAUAAGCUAAUUCCAUAUUUGCUGUGCAUCAUUUUUAUAUUUAAUUCUAUGUCUGGUAAAAGUGAUGGCAUCUCUCAUUGACUAUCUGGUAGCAAACUGGUUCUUUUGGAGCCAUCCUGUUGAUCAUGCAGCUCCACCAAACCUUAGGGCGACAUGAAAUCACUGCCUGUUGUGGUCUCCGAGGACACAUGGUAAUGGUGAUGCUGUGCCUUGUUAUCUAAGAACAUGAUUGUAUAAUUUGUUUGAGAAAAUGUCAAUAUUGUGCCAUUUGUGAACUUCAUCAAGAUUAAAAGCAUAUUUUGGGUACAUUUGUUUCAAAACCUUGGUGAUGCAUUACAACUUGUUUUCCUAUGUAAUAAUAAUGAUGAUGAUGAUGAUAAUAAUAAAUAUUUUUGAGUGCUUACUA
This is a messenger RNA of Pongo pygmaeus (Bornean orangutan), 1043 nucleotides long. It is a transcript of the gene CALCB, whose product is annotated as calcitonin related polypeptide beta. Bases 81 to 464 code for a protein of 127 amino acids. Gene Ontology annotation, cellular component: extracellular region. Gene Ontology annotation, biological process: regulation of cytosolic calcium ion concentration; adenylate cyclase-activating G protein-coupled receptor signaling pathway. Lineage: Eukaryota; Metazoa; Chordata; Mammalia; Primates; Hominidae. Gene Ontology annotation, molecular function: hormone activity; calcitonin receptor binding. The transcript has 5 exons. The record is from RefSeq and is a predicted model, not a curated record.